CAAAAAUAGUUUGGUUGCAUUUUGGGGCUUUAUUUAUUUAUUAAUUAGCAUAUUUUGUAUACAAUACAUUUCUUUUUGUCUUUUACGGCAAAUUUUACAUUCCUUAAAAAUCUUUUUUUAUACCAUUUUUAUAUUGUAUUUUAUUUAUCUUUUUACAUUCUUUUAUAAUUUUUUAUUAACCUUGUUCUAAUUUGAAGAACAAAUUACAUUCUUUUAUUAUUUUUUAUAAAUAAUGGGUAACACACCAUCUUAUCAAUUUAAACUUAAUAGAACUAAAUGUCCAAUUAGUUACGGUCGUAAUAGUAACGAUUCAUUUAAAUUUAUUAACGGUAGAAAAUUUUUAAAGGAUUCCGAUAAAUAUAUUCUACCAAGCGAUGAGAAGGAACUUGAUAGGUUACAUGUACAACAUGAUUUACAAAUACAAAUAUGGAAUUCUCAUUUUUCUUCUCCAGUUGAAUCAAUCUUGAAAUCAGGAGGAGCAGAAGUUCUUGAUGUCGGUUGUGGAUCAGGAAAUUGGUUAUUAGAGAUGGCAACGAAUUACCCUUCAUCUAAUUUUACAGGAAUUGAUAUUUUACCUUUAUAUCCUUUGGAUACUCAUCCUUUGAACGUAAUAUUUGAAUCAGUUGACGUUUCAGCAGGUUUACCGUUUCCUGACAAUCACUUUGAUUUUAUUCAUCUUAAAUGUUUGCUUAGUACAAUGUCAGAAAAAUAUUGUAAUAUGAAAACAUUAUAUAAUGAAUUAAUAAGAGUAUUGAAACAUGGUGGUUGGAUUGAAAUAAUGGAACAUGAUAAUGAAAUAAUUAAUCCUAGUCCAACUAUGAAAUUUUUCUGCAGUUCAUAUCAAGCGUUAUUACGUCAACGUGGAAUCAAUGUGUAUCUAUGCCGUGAGAUCCCUAAAAUUCUCGACAGACAUGGAUUUAUCAAUAUUCAUAAUGAAGAGAAGAUAACAUAUCAUGGGGAAAAAAAUGGAACUAUUUGUGAAUUGAGUAUUAAAAAUAUCAUCUCAAUUUUUUCAACAUUAAAAAGUUCAAUUUUAGAAUUCACGAGCAUAAAUUCAGAAAAAUUUGAUAACUUAUUACAAGAUCUUAUCAAAGAAGUAACCGAAUGUGAUAGUGGAUUUAAAACGCAAAGAUUUUUUGCGCAGAAACCUUAAUGAAUUACAUCCUUUAAAAAAAAAACAAAAAUUUUUAAAAAACACAACAUUCCUUUCUUCCUCCCCUCCUCCUAACUUUAUUAACAUUUAACUACAACAAACCUUUUUUUAUCCAAUUUCAUUCGAAUUGCAUUAUUUACAAUAUAUCUCGCCUCUCCUUUAUUUUUUCUUUCAGUUAUAAUAUGAACAGCUUUUCUUGUAAUAUAAUUAAGGAUUACACGGAGAGUUUUAUGUAUAUUAUUUUUUCAAUUUAUUAUUGGUAAAAAAAAAAAAAAAAUGAUGGUACGUGAAACGGGUCACGUAAACUGUUAUAUAUUUUCAAUUCAAUAAUAAUAAUUAUUUUAUUUUUAAUUAACAUUUUUUUUAAUGGGUGUCAUUUUUUAAUCUAACACUUUGUAUAUUCAAAAUUUUUUUUU
This is a messenger RNA of Rhizophagus irregularis DAOM 181602=DAOM 197198, 1569 nucleotides long. RefSeq lists its product as uncharacterized. The record is from RefSeq and is a predicted model, not a curated record. Gene Ontology annotation, molecular function: methyltransferase activity. NCBI's taxonomy places the organism in Eukaryota, Fungi, Glomeromycota, Glomeromycetes, Glomerales, Glomeraceae.